Messenger RNA from Scleropages formosus (Asian bonytongue), 1176 nucleotides. RefSeq names its product cocaine- and amphetamine-regulated transcript 4 (gene cart4). The record is from RefSeq and is a predicted model, not a curated record. The transcript is spliced from 3 exons. Gene Ontology annotation, biological process: negative regulation of appetite; cellular response to starvation; G protein-coupled receptor signaling pathway. NCBI's taxonomy places the organism in Eukaryota, Metazoa, Chordata, Actinopteri, Osteoglossiformes, Osteoglossidae. The coding region runs from base 561 to 911 and encodes 116 amino acids. Gene Ontology annotation, molecular function: neuropeptide hormone activity.
UUUGCACCGGAAUACACCGGCGGUAUCUCUCAUAACCUGUUUUUCUUUUUUUUUUUUUUUUUCUAAAUUUUUUCUCCGAACAAGCAGUCGACUAUCUUCGGGCAUCGUUCCUCCCGCUCAUCCCUUUACGAUGACCUGCCCAGACUUCACGCUCAUCACCGCUACGGCCAGCACCACCUUCAGCUGCGGACAGCGAUGACCGAGCGAUGACUGAGGGAUGACCGAGGGAUGACUCUGGCCACCUGCGCACGGACCGAGAGGGACCUGCUCCGUCACGUCGGAAGGCAAACGAGGUCCAGGCAUCUGAGCAGACCGAGCGAUGGCGUCACCGGCGCGGCCCUGGGUGGGAGCGCGCGCCUCGACUUCGGUAUAAAUAGAUAAAGUUUCCAGGCAACAGCUGGGGGAUGCAGUCACUGCACCUGGAGGCUCGAGAGCGCGGAGCGCACGGGAGACACACGACGAGAGCGCGCGCCGAGCCCCGGGCUGUCACGUGUUGACGGGUCCGUAACGACUGCGGUGUCUCGAGGCGGCGGCGCACGCGGACUCCUCUGCGCAGCACCAUGGAGCGCGUCAAGGUGAAGGUGAGAGCGGCCGUGUACCUGGGCGUCUGUCUGUCCGUCUUCUCGGCGCUCUGCCGCGGACAGGGUCACGUGGCUUCGGACCCCGAGCCGUCUUCGCAGGAGGACCCGCCUCACGUGGGAUACAUGGCGGCCAGAGAGCUGGCGGAGGCGCUCGGGGGUUUGCUGGAGGGAGAGCAGGACCACCGGAUAUUUUUGGAGAAAAAGGCCAGUGUGAUCCCGCGGUGCGACGUGGGCGAGCGCUGUGCCAUGAAACACGGGCCGCGCAUCGGACGCCUCUGCGACUGCCUGCGAGGAACUGCGUGCAACUCCUUCUUCCUGCGCUGCUACUGAUCCUCGGACCGCAGAGUCCACCUUCCCUUUGUCCUUGUCCACUCCUUCCAGCAUCUGCUCUCCGUGACCCGUCCUAAUAAACGAAAACCAUCCGCUGGUCCUCCCCGUGUAGCAAGUCUGGCUUUUGUUCUCUCUGCAUGUGCAACUUUGUCUUUAUAUUGUCUGAUGCUCCUUACCUCACGGUACCAUUGAAUGUUUGGUUAACCGAUUUAUUUUUGUUUAGAAAAUAAAAUUCUAGAAAGCAGAAUGUCAUGUGUGAACUGUU